Messenger RNA from Melanaphis sacchari, 2710 nucleotides. Its product is annotated as microprocessor complex subunit DGCR8-like. The record is from RefSeq and is a predicted model, not a curated record. The coding region runs from base 227 to 2194 and encodes 655 amino acids. Lineage: Eukaryota; Metazoa; Arthropoda; Insecta; Hemiptera; Aphididae. Gene Ontology annotation, molecular function: identical protein binding; heme binding; double-stranded RNA binding. Gene Ontology annotation, biological process: primary miRNA processing. The transcript is spliced from 4 exons. Gene Ontology annotation, cellular component: microprocessor complex.
UAUGAUAUUAUCAUUUAUCAGUAGUCUCUACCCUUUACUUCACUAGUGCACAUCGCGUUGCAGUGCAACACUGCAACAGUGCAGAUGCAAUUUACAAGAAUUCGGCAGGUUAUAGUUCAUUUUCGAAUGCAUAUCAAUAUAUUGGAUCCUGUUAAUCAGCCCAAAAUUAUUCUACGCAUACUAAAAGUAUAUUCUACAAAAGCGUAUGAAAGGAACUUAAAGAACAAUGUAUUACAUUUUAGAAACAAUUGAAAUUUUGAAUAUGUUACCAUCAGACUGUCAAGUUAGCUCUGAUUCUGAUGAUAAUUUAGAAGAUUUCCCUAGAAAAAAAACUAAACUAUUGGAUAUAAAUGAACAACCAUUUGAUAGAAAUAUUUCAACUGAUAAAGAUAGUCAAAAUUAUGAUGAGACUGAAAUAGACGAUUAUUUUAACUUCAAGGACAAAAAUUUGAAUUCAAAUCAGAUUGUAUCUUUUGGAGAUUCUGAUGAUGAAGAUUAUAGUAAUAUUAAAUAUGAAGACAGUGAAAGUGAAGAGUAUGUACCUAUUUCUGAUGGAGAAUUUGAAUUAGAAAAGUAUGUAAUAAAUGAAACAAAUUCUAAGACUAGUGAUAAUGAAAAAACUGAUGAAUGUGUUAAAGAUGUUGGCCAUAAUGCCAAUAAUUAUAAUAAGAAUGAAUUGUUUACAUCUAUAGGUAUAGAUAAUGACGAAGUAUAUGAUUUACUAGAUAAAGCAUAUAAAGACAAAAAUAAAACCCUUAAUGAACAUAAAAAGAAAACUGUUACUCAAGAUGACUUCAAAGAAUAUGAAAAAAUUGUAUUAGAAGAAGUAUGUAAAAAUCAUUUUGAUAUAUUGCCUGAAAAUUGGAUUGAAGCCACUCAUAAAAGUGGCAUGCCUAUUUAUCUACACAAGAAAAGUAGAGUUGUAACAUUAUCAAGACCCUAUUUUUUAGGACCAGGUGAUCCUAAAUCACAUUUAGCCCCAUUAUCAGCAAUUAGUUGCUUACAAUAUCGAAAAGGUCUUGAAAAUAAAGAAAUUAUAAAAAAUGAACCUGAUUUUCAGAUAAGUAAACUUGGAGAUAUGAUUAUACCAAAUGCUAAAGUUGAGACUGCACAAGAAAAUAUUAUUAAAGAAUCUUUAACACAUGCAGAAUUGCGGGAAUAUUGUCAAUCAUUAUUUAAGUUUAAGGUUAAAAAAGAAAAAACUUCUUGUAAAAUUAUUAAAAAAAAAGAUAUAAAAACAGAAAUUUCUAAUGGUACACUAAUCAAUACCAAAGAAAGACCUUCACUUCCAGAUAGUACUAAACUGAUAUCAUUUCCAGUUCAAACUGAGGAUCACGAUAAACGAUGUAAUCGUCGUCGUGAAUGGAUAAUGAAUCCCAAUGGUAAAAGUUAUGUGAGCAUAUUACAUGAAUAUCUGCAACAAGCAUUGAAAACCCAACCUUGGUAUGAGUUUAAAGAACUUGAAAAUACAGAAACGCCUUAUUCUGCUACUGUUGUGCUUAAUGACGUCCAAUACGGUGUUGGUGUGGGUAAUAGUAAGAAACAAGCAAAACUUAAUGCUGCCAGAGCCACCUUAGAUAUACUCAUCCCGGAAAUGAAAAAUAAAAUAGAUUCAGACAUCAAAAACCAACGUGAUCCAGUUAUAUUUGACCAAAUUAAAGUCACUGACCCUAGAAUUACUGAAUUUUGUGCGAAAACCACAGAACCUAGUCCAUACGCUAUGUUAUUAGUGUGUUUACAAAGGAAUUUUGGUGAAUGUGAAAUAGGUAUUGAAUAUAAAUUAAACAAUCGUCGUAGGAUGCUAAAUCAAUGCACAAUGAUGGUUGGUAAACACACAGCUUCUGUUGCUUGUAAAAAUAAAAGAGACGGCAAACAAAAAGCUUCUCAAGUAAUACUAGGUUUAUUACAUCCACACAUUGAUAAUUGGGGUUCGUUGUUACGGCUGUACGGCAACCGGAGCAUUAAGAAUGCUAAAGAAAAAAAACAAGAAGAGCAAGAAAUCACCCAGCUUCAAAGUAAGGCUGCUGUGAAUCAACCCAAUUUUGCUAUAUUAAAUAAACUUAAAGAAGAAAUGUUAAAAAUUAGGGAUCAAAGAAAAUUAAAAGAAACUAAUGAAAUGUUAGGACUACCGCAUACAAUGCUUGGUAUAUGUCCGUAUACCAUAGCAAUUCCAUCAUCGUCAAGUCCCACGUAAGAAAUAGUUUAGACUAGUUUAUUUUUUUUUUUGUGUUCAAGUUUAUCAACCACUGAUGUUCAAUUAACUGUUAUUCAAUUCAAUUGUUUUGUUCCUAAAAGUGAUAUAUGAUGUUGAUUAAUACUAGUGUAAUAUUUAGGUAUUAAUUUAUACUAUAAUGUAAUGGGUUAACCUAAUGUUUAAUUUAUGAAUACAAUAUUUACAACAAAUUGUAAAUAAAUAAUGUAUAUUUAAAAAUACCGGGGUUGAUAUUUCAAUAUCACCAGAAUCAAAAACCUAUAAUUAAAACUACUAUAACAAUAUAUAGUACCAUAGGCACAUUUACAAGUGGUGCAGGAUAUGCUAUAGAAAUUUGUUGCGAUGAAUUAUGAUUGACUUAACUACGUUCUAGACCAUAUUGUGGAGAGGAUUACAUCUCCAAAAUACUAAUGUAUGCAAAGGGCAUUAUCAGCUUAAAAUUGUAUUAAGUGGCAAUUUGUUAUUUUAUACUUCUAUGGUGCAAAAAUAUAACAUUUU